Apodemus sylvaticus (European woodmouse) is the source of this 1918-nucleotide messenger RNA. It is a transcript of the gene Prr35, whose product is annotated as proline rich 35. The transcript is spliced from 2 exons. Lineage: Eukaryota; Metazoa; Chordata; Mammalia; Rodentia; Muridae. Bases 29 to 1744 code for a protein of 571 amino acids. The record is from RefSeq and is a predicted model, not a curated record.
GCCCAGGCUUGCCUGCUAGCGGGUUGUCAUGUCUCGAGAGGCAGGCUCAUGCCGAGCAGGCACUGGGACCAGGGCGCGGUCACGGAAGCCCAAGAAGCCUCACUACAUCCCACGGCCCUGGGGCAAACCCUACAACUAUAAGUGCUUCCAGUGCCCCUUCACCUGCCUGGAGAAGUCACAUCUUUACAACCACAUGAAGUAUAGCCUCUGCAAAGACUCCCUCUCUCUGCUGUUAGACUCCCCUGACUGGGCAUGCCGCCGAGCGCCCCCCUCACCCAGGCCUCGCGUGCCCACCCCCAACUGCUCCACAGACUUCUCAGACCCUAGUAGCAAGCCAACUGAGCCAGAUCUCAUUGUCACGGACAGCUUUUCCCAGCGUCGUUGUGGCAGGGGUCCCAAACCUAGACCAGAGGAGUCGCCAAGGUCACUAUCCCCUCUGGCUAGACCCAUCCGGAAGGGUCCAGGCACCAGUGGCCUUUUGGCAGAGUCAUGGAAGCCAGGACUGAGUGGCGGCAUGCUAAGUGGGGCUUUAGGGACUAUAGCUUCAACCACAGGCUCUGAGAGUAGUGUCCCCUGCUACCCACCACCUGCCCAGGCUGAGUUCCCUGAAGCCCAUAGCCUCCACUUAUCAUUGCUGGGGGUCAACUACCCUCUUGGCCCAGGUCUCUUCUCCUAUCUGGGGCCCUCGCUGGCUGCUGCUGCAGCCCACAUGCCCUUUCUGGCCUCAGCAAGCCCCUUGCUGCCCGCCACAGCCUUCCCAGCCCCACAGACACCUGAACGUCCAGGCCUGGCUCCUCGCCUGUACUACCCGCUGCUACUAGAGCACAACCUAGGACAAGCAGCAGGCAGGCCUGCCCCUGCCAAGUCCUCUGUGCCCCUCAAGGGGCCUCCUGGGGCUCUGGCUGCUCCUGGGCUGCUGAAGAUGCCUAUGCCAGGGCCUGGGGGACCCUGGCCCCAUGGUGCUUCCAGAGACCCAGGGCAUGGAGGAGAGCUGGGACGGGUAACUCAGAGCAACCUGCAGAAGAGGCUGCCCGCGGGUGACAUGCCUGAGCUCCCAAAGGCCCCCGUGAACCUGGCAAAAUUUGGCUGUCAGAGCAGCCUGCCAACAGGCUCGUCCCUCAUACUCUGGCCCGAGGACAAGGAGCCAGGUGACCCUGAGGCAUCAGGUCCUGAGGUCCACCUUCUGCAGCCGCCACAGGGCCAGGGGCUAGGAAGUUCAGUCCCAGUGGGAGAGGACCUGACCCAGGCCUUUGGUGACUACGCCAGGGUGGAGCAGUGCUUGGGGCAGCUGGCGCCAGCUGGGGGUCUAGCCCCCAGACCUUUUCGGGAGCAGCUUAGCAAGAUUCGCCAAGAGUUGUUCACCAUCCAUCAGGCGCUGGCCCGGGCAGCUCGUCCACUGGACACACCCUUGGACCUCUCAGUGAAGCGGGUGCCCACCAAGGGAACUGAGGCGCCUGCAGAGUCCUGGGGGCUGCAUGACCCAAACCCCAUGCUGGCGAGGGGGACCUCGGAGCCCUCCCGCAUACUGGGCCCUGUACUUGAGCCUUUCUCGAGCCACACCACUAAGUGUGAAGCUGACUCCAGUGUCCCUCCUCCUGUCCUCCCGCUCCAGGCCCCCGAGGACCCUGUGAUUCCUGGUAGUGGCUGGGGUACUCAUCUUGCAGCCGGCAGCUCCCAGACCCCUAAAGACACCCCGAGCUUGCAGAUCCUUCCGAGUGCUGACGUCUGUUCACAGCCACCGUAGAGUACGGAUUCCUCCCCCUGACCUGGGUCCCAUUGUCUGGGCCUGUCCGGUGUCAGUGUGCAUGUGUUCUGAACGGAUACCACCCCACCCCACGCCCAGACUCCCCCACCAGCCCGUGCUAGAGACUUGUCUAUGUUCUCACAUGGACAGAGCAAGGUCACGAUUUAUUUAUUG